GAAGUGAUGAAGAUGAAGAAGCUGCUGCUCUUCCUCUGGAUCCUCCGAGUGUCUGCUGACGCUCUACAUGAGGAACUGAGCAUCGUUGGUUGUUCAGACUCUGAUGGAGAGAACAUGUACGGUCUGGAUGGUGAAGUGAAGUGGUACGCAGACUUCAUCAAGAAGGAAGGAGUCAAUGCUAUGCCUCCUUUUGUAGAUCCUAUAACUUUCACAGCAGGUUAUGAAAACGCUGUGGCUGAUCUACAGGUCUGUAGAUCAAACCUGAACAUUAUUCGUACUGCCUUGAAGGACCUUCCUCCAGAAAAAGAUCCUCCCAACAGUCCGGUCAUCUACACUGAAGACGACGUGCAGCUGGAGCAGGAGAACACCCUGAUCUGCUUCGUCUCUGGUUUCUUUCCUCCUCCUGUCAAAGUCUUCUGGACCAAGAACGGAGAGAAGGUCACUGAAGGAACCAGCAUCAACGUUCCUAUCCCCAACAAAGACGGCUCCUUCCACCAGAUCUCCAGACUGAACUUCAUCCCGCAGCAGGGAGACAUGUACGGCUGUUCAGUGGAACAUCUGGCCCUGACCGAACCCCUGACCCGAACCUGGGAUGUGGAGACGACUGUCCCUGGUGUUGGACCUGCAGUCUUCUGUGGAGUGGGUCUGACCAUCGGUCUCCUCGGGGUGGCAGCAGGAACCUUCUUCCUUGUCAAAGGAAACGAGUGCAGCUGAGUUUUCACCUGUUGUCAGGUGUCGAGGUUUUGUCUCUAUUCUUUUAUUCUUUUGUGAGAUUUUAUUUUUAUCAAAUCCUGUU
Cololabis saira (Pacific saury) is the source of this 796-nucleotide messenger RNA. Its product is annotated as rano class II histocompatibility antigen, B alpha chain-like. Bases 7 to 714 code for a protein of 235 amino acids. Gene Ontology annotation, molecular function: MHC class II protein complex binding. Gene Ontology annotation, cellular component: MHC class II protein complex; membrane. The transcript is spliced from 4 exons. Lineage: Eukaryota; Metazoa; Chordata; Actinopteri; Beloniformes; Belonidae. The record is from RefSeq and is a predicted model, not a curated record. Gene Ontology annotation, biological process: positive regulation of T cell activation; peptide antigen assembly with MHC class II protein complex; antigen processing and presentation of exogenous peptide antigen via MHC class II.